Messenger RNA from Bursaphelenchus okinawaensis, 6707 nucleotides. The record is from the annotation of a GenBank genome assembly. Lineage: Eukaryota; Metazoa; Nematoda; Chromadorea; Rhabditida; Aphelenchoididae.
AUGAUAUCUGCUAAAAGGUUUGGUAUCAGAUCGUUUUCAAAACUUCUGAGUGUCAAUCCUGUAGUCAAAGAAGCGUUGGCAUCUAAAAAGCCAGUUAUUGCUCUUGAGAGUACAGUAAUUACGCAUGGGUUACCGUAUCCACGGAAUUUGAGGUGAGGCUUUAGGCUGCAGUGUCUACAAAUUUUUUUUAAAUAUAAGGCUAUUUAAAAGGCUAGACUACAAUUUAUUUUUUUAUAUAUAUAAUUUGACUAUAGAGUAGCAAAGUCUUUGGAGCAGAUAGCUAGAGAUGAAGGAGUUACUCCGGCUACAAUUGCUUUACUGGAUGGUAAAGUAUGUGUUGGGUUAGAUGAAGAACAGCUGGAUCAUCUGGCUUCUCCGAACACAAGAGCUGUUAAGGUGUCGACUAGAGAUAUUCCUACUGUGUUGGCUGAGGUAAUUUUACUUUAUUUAUUUAAUUUAUAUCAAUGCUUUGAGGAUAUUUUGCAUUUCUACAGUGCAUUUCUUUAUAAAGCCUUAUGUUAAAAUUUAUUAAUUUUAGAAAACAACCGGAAGCACAACAGUAGCCGCGACGAUGAAGAUUGCUGAUUGGGCUGGAAUCAGAAUCUUUGCUACAGGCGGUAUUGGAGGGGUUCAUAGAGGCGCUGAGGAUUGUAAGUUCCUUUUUAGUUUAUAAGUAAAAUACGAUUUGUUAAAUGGAAAGCUAAAAACAUUAUUUCGAAUGAUAUAUAUAAAUGUCAUUUAGCGUUUGACGUAAGUGCUGAUCUGGUAGAAUUAGGAAGAACACCAGUAGCUGUUGUUUGCGCUGGAGCCAAGUCGAUAUUGGACAUUAGAAAGACAUUGGAAGUGCUGGUAAGUUUAAUUUGAUAGUUUAGGCAAGUUUAAUGUCAAAGAAGUCUAGUUUUUUGUUAUAAAAUAAUAUUUUAAACUUUACUCGGUGUUAUACAUCUAAAAUAUGUUUUUAAAGCAAGUAAACUAUACGUUGAAUGUCAUAAUAUAAUAUCUAUUCUAGGAAACGAAUGGAGUCAACGUUAUCGUACUAGAUUCCCAACCUUACUUUCCUGGAUUCUUUGUCAGUAGGACAGAAUUCAAAGCGCCGUAUCACACAACAUCAAUACCACUGAUAGCAGAUAUUUUGAGUAUGUUUUCCUAUUAUAUUAUUAUCAUUUUAUAAAUGAACUGUCAUAACGAAGAUUACCAGAGAGAUUAAACUUUCAUUUUAGAGACAACUGACCGACUGAACCUUCGUCACGGUACUCUGGUCGCUUGUCCGCUGCCAGAAGAACUGACGAAAGAUGGUGAUGCUAUUGGCAAUGCUGUGGAACAGGCAUUGAAAGAAGCUGAGUAAGUUUGUAAUACCUUUAUAUAAUACCUCCGGUUACUGUAAUACAGUUUUAAAAAAGAAUCGUCGAUAUUCUAGUGGGUUUAUUGAAAAAGUCUAUAUUGUAAUAGGUUUAUUGCAAAUGUUUUGUUUCAGGGAAUCACAGAUCGUAAACAAAGACUUGACGCCGUUCUUGUUGAAGCGUGUGGACGAACUCACGGAUUCGGCGUCGUUAAAGAUCAGUAAGUGAUAGGACUAGUCGGGCGAGCAAAUAGGGAGAGAUUCAAAUGAAAAUGACACUAACUGUACUGUCAUACCACGACACUAAUUUGCAAUGUCAUAGUAUGAUACUAAUUGUACUGUUAAGGCUAAAUUAGUACUAGUUUUAUGAAGAAGCCUAGUAUAAGAUAUGAAGAGUACUCAACUAAAAUAUGUUUUUAAAGUUAGGUUAGUGAUAUAAUUGAUAAGAAAAGUGUUGAUACAGUAGUCUUAACAGUUUUCGGUAAUGCCUAUUUGAGUUUGAUUACGUAUGAUUUGAUAGUUGUUAUCAUAGACAACAUUUCUUCAAUGAAGUGAUUUGAGACGAUGUUGAUAUAGUAUUCAUGGUAUUUCCUAUAACUGAGAGAGCCUAAUUUGAGAUGAUGCUUAUUGACAUAAUACCACAUGUUGACUUACCCAUAGAUAACAUCUUAACCAUAACAUGUUCUUCUCCACACUUAACAUUCUUCUCUUCAGAUGUAGCCCUAUUGGAGAACAAUGUCCGUAUGGCCAGCCGGCUGGCGCAAGAGUACGUGAAGCGAGAGCGUGGAGUGAUAACUGGCCAGAACACUGCCCCAGCCCGAUCGGAAGCACCCCCCAAAGUUGUAUGUAGUGAAUAAACUUGUAGAUAGUAUUCUAGCUGUGUGUUGGCGCCUCCAUCCUCGACUUCGAAGUGGUCUCGGCCCUAAGGCCUCAGGUGGGUAAUCAACGAAAACAUGUCUUUGGAGGGGAUUCUGGGGCUGGGGGUACGGUCUUCUGAUGGAGAUUCUAGGCCUUCGAUCUCGUCUAGCUCCCACCAGUGUCUAGAAUAAGGUUAGUUAGGGUAGAAGUGGCAGUUUAGAAGGUAUACGUUGGUAGUUUACAGUUCUUUUUAUGUACAUGUACUGUAGUAAUUCCUUAGGUACAGUACUCUUAUAUGUACUAUAGCCAUCUCUUGGGUACUCUCUUUAUAAAGUUUUGGUUACCGUACACUUACUUAUACUCUCCCUUGUGGUUACUGUAGAAGAUCUCGGUCACCAAUUCCAUAACGUCUUCUCUAAAAAUACAAGUCAGAGGUUACUGUAGCCUUACCGUAAUACGAAAACUACAAUCAGUUUAAGUGGGUAGAUCAAAAAGUACAGUAUGCCAGCCAAGGUGUCAGUUCGGCUAUGUAGCCAGUUGAGCAGUGCAUAGUUACACUUUGAGUAACUUUCGUCGCAUUUUAAAUCUAAAAUUUUAUUUUUGUUAAAUUUAAAUUUUUGAAUUUAAAAACUUCAAAAUAAAAACUAAACCUUGACCGUACCGUUCCAACAGCUCUGUGUGACAAUACUGGGUGGACAACAUUGAUAUUCUCUCCAGAACUGAUCCCACGACCCACACCAUGCACUCCAGUCGCCAAUGUGAUUCUCGAUCACAGUAGCACUGCCCAGAUAUUCAUCUACAUUGGCAUGUAGAGCAUUGAACGUUCUGAUCCAGACAAAGGCUUCUACAGUGUCCAUCACGAUCAGAGGAAUCAUCAAGGUCCAGUAGAGACGGACCAGAGUUCGGUGGGAGAAGUAUACUCCUAUUAGGCCACAGGCACAGGCGAAGAACUAAAAAUUUGAUUGUUUAGGUAUAAAAUCUAUUUUUUAAAUCAUUUGGUUUUAAGGUUUUUGUAGGUAUAGAGAAAGGAGAAUAUUGCUGUUUUUUGGUCUUUUAAAUUAGAAUUGGUCUUUAAAGAUCACGAAGAUGUUUACAAAAGCUUCAGAAUCUAUUAAAACCAUAUGUUAUCAAAGCUAUUGUAGUAAUAUAAAAGACAAAGACUUCAUAUUGCAACAGAAUGCAAAAAAUAUUAGGCUGUUUACAUAAUUCUGUGCCCCUAGUUUUGAAAAUUUGUUUUGAGAGGGGACACAGAAUUAUUUGAACAACAUAAAAAAAAUAUAUUUAGAGACUGUUUUAUAUAAGCGAGUACCUGUAUUGGGAUUACUGUAGUUACGGUAAAAAUUAAAGCUGAUGCUUCUUUGUACGGUAGUAGUUUCAUAUUGGGGUCGUAGAUGAGGUCGAUCGCAAGGUAAAUGAACCAUAACUGAAAAUAGUUAGGCUUUACUUUUAAACUAAGUUCAUAGUAUAUAUAUUACUAUUAAAACUAAGUUUACAGUAAUAUUUUUAUAUCUUUCUGUAGUUAAAAGUUUUAAAAAAAUUAUUUUACAAGUCGAUUUUUAGCCAUUUUCAAGCAUUUUGUACUUAUUUUCAAGCGUUUUUUAAUUUUUUUAUUGAGUUUCGGCACUUUAGGACCAUUUUAAAAAUUUUUUUAAAAUUUCUAGACCGCUAUUCAUUUUUAUUUUACUUCAUUUUGUUGUACUUUGCCCCUCCAACUUAAAAAUGAUUGUUUUUUGUUACAAAUUGUACCAUUUCGUCUUAAUUAUGCACGAUUUUUUGUACGAUUCGACCUGCAAAAAAACAUUUUUCUCCCAAACAUUUCUAAUUUUUCGUAAAAAUGAGCCGAAAAUCGACCGGUAAAGGCAGACCUGAAUGAGGACGAUGGCCAGGUUAGCGGAGUAGAUCCAGAGACGGUAGUGCGCGACAUGCAUGUCGAGACUCUCGAUUCAAAGGCAUCGAAACGAGAGCAAACUAAAAUAAUAAUCGGAACGUUGCGCGUUCACGGUGAUUCACGGUGGGGCAGUGGGGCGUCUAAUCCCCUGCCCGACUAUCCCUUUUUGUGUUCGGGGGACCUUUCGGCGUUGGUUUUUGGCUAGGGGACCCUCCGAAAGGGGAUCCGGGGGGGGGCUUUUUCGGAAAUUGUGUUUGGGCUUAAAAUGUUUGAGCUUAUCUGGAACAAACGUGAAACAUUACAAUGAUAAGUCUUGAAAGCUUAUAAAAAAUCAUAUUUAUUGUGAUCAACGGUUUUUUUGGACAUAAAGUGGUUUAUCAGGCUUGUGCCAAGGAUAAUAUCGUUUGUAUCACUAUUUUGUACUUUAUCUGCAAAUUCGGGUUUUUCAAGGACCACCGAUCACUUUUUUAUAAAAAUAGAUGUUUCCAGAAUGAUGGCGGCUCAUAUCCAGGAACGUUGCAUUGUCGUGCCGGCGGCGUAGCUAGGAAUCAUGCAGAAUGUUUGCACAAACUGAGUAAUCAGGUAUCUUUUAUCAGUGCUAUUGGCGAUGACGAAGCUGGAGCGUUCUUGAAACAAAUGGGACUGUACUUUGUCGUAGGUUGUCUAUUAUAUUAUAAUUGAAUUUUGAAUUUGGUUUUGGUCAAAAUUUUAAUAUAGUACUGGUCAAAAAGUGUGUGGAAGGGCAAGUGUUUUUACUUGAUUUUUGCUGACUUUUGAGCCAAGUCAUUAUAUACCGUUAUACUAUAGUAAUGUGAACGUAUAUUUAGUAAAUGUAAUGUUAAAAGCAAUGUCUUUUAGCCAGAAGACCAAAUAAUAUGUUCACAAACAGCUCCUACCGCGUCGUAUCUCUCAGUCAAUGUUCAAGGUAACAUUGCUCAUGGUUACUCGUCAAUUGAUGCUAUUGUGGGUGAGAUCGUUCCUUCUGAAGUAAGUAUUUUUAAAAUAAAAGAAUCUUUUACUUCAGUGUAAUUCUUUGAGCGAUGUAUGAGUAAGUUUUAAAAUUAAAAUAUUUUGAAUGUAAAAGGUAUUUUUGUAUUUACUAUAGGAGCACACGUUCAAACUUUGACUAAAACAUUGUUUUCUGACAUAAUAACUUCAAUUUAGAUUCAAAAACGAAAGCAUUUGUUUGAGGAUGUCGAUUGUAUUGUCGUGGAUGGUAACAUAAGCACAGCGACCUUUCAAACAGUCUGUGAUAUCGCGCGGGAAUUCAAAAAGAGAGGUAGUUUAAGGUUAUAAGCAGCUUAUCACUACGUAAAGUACUAGACUUUGUGAAAUUUUCUAAAUUGAAAGAAAAAUUUACAGAAUUACAAAAUUAGUACUAUUUACCAUGUUUUAUACUUAAAAAGUUUUUUUUGUUACUACGAAAAACAUGAUCAUUGUAAAAUAAAGAGUAUUGUUUUAGUAUGGUUCGACACCACUGACAUAGCUAAGGUGGAACGUUUGAACGAUGACAUUCUGACCUCAAUUUGGGGAAUAUCGCCGAAUCAAAAUGAGUUCAAAAGAUACUGUAACUUGUUCAACUUUCCUCAGGUUCCAGGUAGGACUACUUUAUUGUCUUAUGUAUGUAUUACAGAAAUAUUGGCAUUUUAUGACAUUAAAAUGAAGUUUAUAAUUAAUUUUUACUAAAUCAAUUACUCUGGAUGUUGAAGAUUACUGUAAUUUUGUAAAAUACGCUUGUCUUAAUUCGUUCUCUAUAUAUAAUAUAUAAUACUUCCUUUAUCUAGAUAAUGUACUGUAACGUUUCAGAAGACGUGUUCCAGAAGUCUGAGCACUUGGCCGAUUACUUUUACAAACGGCUGUCACUAACGAGCAGUCUUUUUCCCGCGAAUUUGCAUAAAUUCCUUAUCACUUUGGGCGAAGCCGGAGUCGUUUUGUUAUCGAGGUCGGAAACGAAUCCGGAAAUCAUCGAGAUACGAUCGGUCGAAGCACCCAACUUCCAGAACUUUGUUUCCGCUUCUGGAGCUGGCGAUUGGUAAGUGCAUGAGAGUGAUGUAAUGUGAAAGAAUCAAAAUAGGUUGUUCAACUAAUUCUGUGCCCCCUCCGCAAAUUUUCAGGUUUAACGGAGCACAGCAUUAUUUGAACAGGCUAAUAGAAAUUACAUAUUUGUUUGUAGUUUGCAGCAGUAGUUACUUGACAGGGUUACUGUAACAUUAUUACUGUAAUAUGGCUACUGUAACAGUAUUACUGUAGUUUUAGGGUUAUGAAUUGUGAGAUAAUUACAGCAAUUUGACUUUUAUCUUGUUCUAGCUUUAACUCUGGCUUUCUAUCAUCGUAUCUUCGAGGAAAUGACGAUGAAACGAGCUUGGUCUGGGGACAAAAGACAGCUGGACUAAGCUUACAAUCUCUUCAGACUGUGCCAGAGACUAUUGAUAUUAAAGUAAGUAUUAUAUGCUAAAUUUACUUUAUAUACCACAAUAUAAUUCAACCGGAAAUAAUGUAAAAGAUAGAGUUUUACGUUUUACAGUAUGUGAAGUUACGGUAAAGCGAAGUAAAAGGUACGGUAAAAUAAAGUUUAAUUUUAAGGCUAUUUCCGAACUUGAGGCCGCAGCUUGUGCUGCUUAG